This is a messenger RNA of Daphnia carinata, 3012 nucleotides long. Its product is annotated as lymphoid-specific helicase-like. The record is from RefSeq and is a predicted model, not a curated record. Gene Ontology annotation, cellular component: nucleus; pericentric heterochromatin. Gene Ontology annotation, biological process: pericentric heterochromatin formation; DNA methylation-dependent constitutive heterochromatin formation; negative regulation of gene expression via chromosomal CpG island methylation. The transcript has 17 exons. Gene Ontology annotation, molecular function: ATP binding; ATP-dependent chromatin remodeler activity; chromatin binding. Lineage: Eukaryota; Metazoa; Arthropoda; Branchiopoda; Diplostraca; Daphniidae. Bases 158 to 2707 code for a protein of 849 amino acids.
CAGACUACAGAGAAGAUAGACAGCACACAGCACAUGUUUUCUUUGCGUUUAGUCAUCGUCGAAUUUUUUCAGAAGAACCACGUGAAUUUGAAAUAACUCCCGUUGGCUGUUUUUUACAGAAAACUCUUGAGGUCUUCCUAUUGAAGAGAAUUCCUUGAUGUUAGAAAUGUCUAUGCAAUCUGUUAAUGAUGGAGGAAUGUUUGAUCUACCAGAAGACAUUCGUAAAGAAGGGGAAGAACUUACAAAAGAAAUUGAACAGGAAGAAAGUGAAAAUGAUGCAAGAUUACUUAAAGCUCAACAAUUAGAGAAUCAAUCGUCACAACCCGGUGAAAUGCGAUAUAAAAGGUUAAUGUGCUUGCUUGACCGCAGUAAAUUUUAUGCCAAUUUCCUUCUUCAAAGGAUGAAUGCUAAGAAAGAAGAAGAGAAAAUUAAACAAGAAAAAUUGGCCAAAAAAGAAGCAGCUGAGAAGAAAAAACUAAAAGAAAAUGAUAUAGCUAACCAGCUGGAAGAACCACCAUCAGACAUUGUGAAAUCAGAAAAAAAGACAAGGGGAGCAAAGCGUCAGACUGAAUUGCUUAGUCCUAAUGAAAAAACUGGUACAGCAUCAAGGAAGAGGUUGCGCAAGAAUAAUCUUUCUGAAGCAAAUAUACUAAAUGUGCUUGAUGAAAAGGAACUUCGGAAGCGAGCGGCACAUGCGGACGCUGACGAAGAGGUCGAACCUGUUGGUGAAGAUCUUACGAAAGAAGUGAAAAAUGAAGAACAAAUGCCCGAACUCUUCGAAGGAGGAACUAUGAGAUCAUAUCAAAUGGAAGGGUAUCGUUGGCUUGUGUCACUUUACGAAAACGGAAUGAACGGCAUUCUAGCCGACGAAAUGGGUCUUGGUAAAACCGUACAGUGCAUUUCCCUAGUUGCCCAUUUAAUGGAUAAAGGAGUAACUGGGCCUUUUCUCGUCUGUGCUCCUCUUUCUACGCUCCCAAAUUGGAUGUCGGAAUUCAAGAGAUUCUCACCCCGCAUACCAACAGUACUGUACCACGGUAACCAAGAAAAGCGUGAUGAAGUCAUUACGGAAAUCCGACAAAAAUUUAAGAUACCUGGUAUUAACGGUUUAAAGUUUUUUCCUGUUGUUAUCACUUCAUUUGAGGUCGUUAUUCGAGAUAGAAAAGUGCUGGAGCAGUUGCAAUGGCGCUACAUAAUCGUUGAUGAAGGUCAUAGGCUAAAAAAUUAUCAGUGCCGAUUGGUCCAGGAGUUGAAAAAAUAUCCCUCCUCCAACCGCUUACUGUUGACGGGUACACCGUUGCAAAACAAUUUGUCGGAACUGUGGUCUUUGUUAAAUUUUUUGCUACCUGAAAUUUUUGAUGACUUGGACGUCUUUACUGAAUGGUUUCGUGUAGAAGAAUUACAAGGAUCCGAAAUUGACCAUAAAAUCGUUGAAAUGGAACGCAAAGAAAAUGUCCUUUCCAUGCUUCAUCAGAUUUUGUCACCAUUCCUGCUUCGUCGACUAAAAACAGACGUUGAUUUGCAAAUUCCAAAGAAAAAAGAACUUCUUGUUUAUUGUCCUAUGAGUAAACUUCAAGAUGAACUGUAUCGUGCUACAGUUGAUCGUUCUAUUGCAUUCCUAUUGGGAGGACAAGAGGAAAAAACACAGAUAAUCGAAUACCAAGCUAACGGUCGGCCAAAGCGAAAGGCUAAGAGACAAGACAUCGAUUACUCAAAUAUGGGAACGGAAGAGGUUACAGAAGAAUUGGAAAAAAUAUCUGUUGAAAAGCAAGACGAAGAAAUCGAUGAGUGGAUGAAGCUGUCAAAUGAUUUGCAUUGGGAACCUCGGAAAGCGAAGAAGAGGAGUAUUCAAGCCGUAAACACUAGCAUUAAAAUGAAUAAUCCCAUGAUGCAACUGAGGAAAAUUGUCAAUCAUCCGUACCUUGUCAAAUGGGAAGUUGAUAUCGAGACAGGUGAUUACAUUGUUGACGAGGCGAUGGUUAGCGAUUCGGGGAAAUUAGCUGUAAUGGAUCAGAUGUUGAAGCGCCUCAUAAAAGAUGGUCACAAGGUAUUAAUUUUUAGCCAGCUAACAAUGAUGCUUGACGUUUUGGCCGACUACCUGUCAAUGCGAGGUCUCAAAUUUGGCCGACUUGACGGACGGAUGAACCUAGAAGAGAGAGCUGUGGACAUGGAUAAGUUCAGAAAUGACCCUGAUAUGCCCGUGUUUCUUAUAAGUACGAGAGCUGGCGGGCUCGGCAUCACCCUUACUUCUGCGGAUACGGUUAUCAUCUAUGAUUCAGAUUGGAAUCCUCAAUGUGAUCUGCAAGCUCAAGAUCGCUGCCAUCGUAUCGGCCAGACAAAACCAGUUGUUGUUUAUCGUUUAGUGACCUCAGAUACUGUUGAUCAACGAAUCAUCGACCGAGCUGGCGCCAAACGAAAACUGGAAAAAAUGGUCAUUCAGAAAGGUAAGUUUAAAUCGGGUCUUCAGGCCGGCGGCACCAGCAGUAUAACAACAAACGAACUGAUUGAGUUGCUGAAAGCCCGCGAUCAUAACGGCGAAUACCGAAGCUCAUCUGGUCAAGUGUUUACCGAAGAAGAGAUGGACGCUCUUAUGGAUCGGUCCGAUCUUGUCAGUGAAGCCGGCAUUGAAGUUAAAGAAGAAAUCACGCAGUUGCAGGGUGUUUUUAAACGUCUCGAUAUACCACCAGAAGAAAUCAAAAAGGAGAAAUGAAUAACACCGAACAAUCAAAACGAGAGAGUCGUGGUUAGCGAUGCAUCGAAGAAAUUCACAAAAUUAAGGCGCAUUCUUAUUCUAUUAUAGAAGACGAUGAAAAAAGAAGUUUUCAAAAUUAAUGUUCGUUCGGAUUCUGCCAUAGAAGACGACGAGAGAAAGUAUUUAAGCCGAUUUCUUACUUGCUCGCAGUAUUCUGUUUUUACUCAGAGAAAGAAGCCCAUGCUUCAAUUUUAAAUUCGGUUUUCUUAUCAUUCCGUAUGUACACAGUGACAUGUGUGUCUUCAGUAAAGCUGUUCUAAAUU